UCAAUCCGUCAACCAUCAUUUUAUGAUCAUUCAAAAGGCCAUUUCAGUACUGCAGACACGACCAAAAGGAGUCCUCAAAACAGAUGCAGCUCGAGGUGCCGUUCAGUCUUGUCGUUGCUUACUCACAGCAAUUGAGAUGAGGAGAUCCAUGUUCAAGGUGUCAGCCAAGUUGCCCCGCAAAAUGAAGCUGCCGCCGUGCGACCAAAACUCUCCCCCACGCCGAGAGAUCUUGCUCAUCAGUUCGGAUGCUGGACGGCAGAGCUCCGCCGUUCCGGUGCAUGCAGACCCUUGAGAUGAAACGAAAGUGGCAGCAAAGAGGGGGCUGGACACGCUCGUGGGCGGAGCUGUCAUGGCACACGGCCAGAGAGCCCAGCAAAGAGAAUAUCAUUCAAAGGAAUCACGAUUGCAAUUUUCCAGUUGUCCAAACACAUGGGACAUGUCAACAGUGCCUUUUCUUUGUUCCUCUGAAGAUACCCCGCACCCACACACUGCAAGUUUCUGGCCGAGUGCUCGUGCUGCUCUUGAUUGUCUUCUUCCAUGGACAGGGGGGAGGAUUUGGGAUUUUGUGGGGUAACGGCGGUUGGGUGGUGAGAGCUCAUCCGUCGAAGCUUGAGAGUGUGAAUCGUUGCCUCUUCUGAUUCGUCUCCCAAGAUCCAGCCAGAUUAUGCCACCUCGCGCAUGGUGGGAGCUCCCAAAAAUGACGAAUCUCUAGGGACGUU
Molecule: messenger RNA, 719 nt
Organism: Trichoderma harzianum CBS 226.95
Lineage: Eukaryota; Fungi; Ascomycota; Sordariomycetes; Hypocreales; Hypocreaceae
Exons: 1
Coding region: 246-638 (130 amino acids)
Source: RefSeq, a predicted model, not a curated record